CAUUAUACGCUUGUAACUGUUCAUUGUAACGUAUAUUUGUUGGAAUCAGUCGAUCCAUAAAUAUUGAUUUCAGGUCUUAGCUGUCGUCUGAUGGGCUCAUGAGAACAUCGGAGAGAGAAGAGUCAGUUCCCGAAGCAUCAUGGCCGCUGUUGAGGAGCAGCCUGAGAAACACUGCUGGGUGUGUUUUGCCACAGAGCGGGACGACCACAGUGCGGAGUGGGUGAGUCCCUGCAGGUGUAAAGGCUGCACCAAAUGGAUCCAUCAGUCGUGUCUGCAGCGCUGGCUGGACGAGAAGCAAAAAGGCAACAGUGGAGGAGUGGUGAGCUGUCCGCAGUGUGGCACCGAAUACCACGUCGUCUUCCCCAAGAUGGGCCCCUUAGUGUAUUUCCUGCAGCAGGUGGACAGAGCUCUGUCCCGAGUCAGUCCCUUCGCAGCUGUCGGGGUGGUUGUCGGGACGGUGUACUGGUCAGCCGUCACAUACGGAGCUGUGACCGUCAUGCAGGUUGUGGGUCACAAGAAGGGGCUGUAUGUGAUGGAGCGAGCUGACCCGCUCUUCCUGUUGAUGGGUCUGCCCACCAUCCCUGUGGUGUUGGUCCUGGGAAAGAUGAUCCGCUGGGAGGAUUAUUUAGUUCGGCUGUGGCACAAACGCAACCUGCCUCCAGGUAGCUACCGUUAUCUGCCUCGUGUCCCUGCCGAGGGACCCGGGGCAGGAGACCAUCUCUCCGUGUCCAGGACUCUGUGCGGAGCGCUCAUCUUUCCCUCCAUCGCCAGUCUGGUCGGGAGGAUUCUGUUUCGACGGGUGACUAAUCUGCAGCGCACGAUGCUGGGGGGCCUGGUGUUCGUGCUGAUCAAAGGAGUGUUGAAGGUGUAUUUCAAACAGCAGCAGUACAUCGUCCAGGCCAACAGAAACAUCCUCAACUACCCUGAGAGAAACGGGAAUGGACAGAACGAAGGUGGCGAGGAGGACACAGAGGACACAGAGGAGAGUGGAAACGAGUAGCGGGAGCUGGAGUCGAUGUCAGAGAUGAUUUUAUAAAAAAAAACAAAUGUAUUUUUAUUGUGAAACAAAAAGCAGAACUCAGGAGACUGGUUUUUUCGCACCAGUGGCCGUUGGCGUCUCAUAAUUCACGGACACCAGUAUAAAGUCUGACAUUUUCCAAUUCUAAAAGCAGUUUAUGGCUCAUUUAAAAAAGUUAAGAAAUUCCCCCCUCACUUUUUCAAGAUAUUUGAAUCUUAGUUUGGCUCUAAAAGUCCUGAUUAAAAAAUGUUGUCGGUCCUGUUUGCAAACAAUCAAUUUACCCUCAGUGCCUAUUAUGAUGCUAACUGGCUUAAAUAGCUGAAUCAGGUCUGCCUGAGAGAAAAAGCUCUUUUUGAAAUCAUACAGUUCCGAGCUGCUGAAUCCUUGGUGUUGGUAGAAUGAAGGUUUGGGUGUUUGGGAUACAGUCGAAGCGUUUCAGAGUUUUAUGCACAGAUUAAUCAGGGUGUGGUUAUUUAUUGGUCUCAUGUUGCUCUUCCUCCUGAUGCUCAGUUAAAGCAGAGUUCAGACCAGAUGUUGACACAGGAGAAUUAAAACACUGAUUAAAUAAUAUUAAUAUGUAAUACUUUUUGACUCCUGCGGUUAAGGUAAAGAAAGCAGCUCCUGGAGCAGAAGGUUGAGAAAGUAUUGAUCUUCUUUGCUUUUGCCAAAUGAAAAUUAAUUCAAAGAUUAAUGCAGUGUCCUUGCAGGAGUGUGUUCAACUGAGCUCUUAUUUUAUGUCUUGGAGAAUAAUUUGUCUAAUAAAUAUCUCUGGAAAACCAA
Messenger RNA from Hippoglossus stenolepis (Pacific halibut), 1798 nucleotides. Its product is annotated as E3 ubiquitin-protein ligase MARCHF5. The record is from RefSeq and is a predicted model, not a curated record. Gene Ontology annotation, molecular function: zinc ion binding. Lineage: Eukaryota; Metazoa; Chordata; Actinopteri; Pleuronectiformes; Pleuronectidae.